This is a messenger RNA of Bombus pascuorum, 5409 nucleotides long. RefSeq lists its product as uncharacterized. The coding region runs from base 1012 to 2781 and encodes 589 amino acids. The record is from RefSeq and is a predicted model, not a curated record. NCBI's taxonomy places the organism in Eukaryota, Metazoa, Arthropoda, Insecta, Hymenoptera, Apidae. The transcript has 8 exons.
GACGGUAGGUUAUCAGUCCGCAGAACAUCUUCGUCGCGAACGGAACCGUAAACCAGUGUGGUUACGUAUUCUUUCGUAAGUGGAGGAACAGAGAAAGGGAGAGCAGGGUGAAAAAGAAAGAUAGAAAAGGGGGGGAAAGAAAAAGAGUGAGAAAGAGUAAGAGAGGAAAGGUGGAGGUAGUAGUAGCGGAGGAGAGGACAAAUUGACGAACGUACAUCGCGGAUCUUUUGGCGGAUACACUACUUGUCGUUGCUGCUGCUGCCGUUGCCGUUACCGGUACCACACUGCCGUUAUCGAUGCUCAGUCGCAGCAUCGACUACGAUCGAACGGGAGUUUGAUUUUCGUUCUCUCUCGUCGUGUCUCUGUAUCACGCGCGAUCUUUUCCCUAGCGCAAAACCAUCGUACGGAACAGAACCAUCGGUUCACAGACUCUUUGCCGUGAGAAAUACGAUAUUUCAUGGACUCUUUGUGUUACUCUUCAUUGAACGACCACUGAACGAGCCGCGCGAAUAAUCACAGUUACCGAUCGGAUCGUUUGCCCCAAUUUGCGGUAUGCCACUCGAGAGCGAUCAUCUGUUGUCGUCGCGCGAUCGUCGCGAUUGAAUCGAUGUAAACGCCACGCAGAAAAGUCGCGGUACCGGUGAAUUGUGUUGAGUGACGGAUCUCGUUUCAUCGUAUCGAGAAUAAUUUUACUUGGAGAAUAAUUACCGAAAAUACGAACGACGACCGGUGUCGAUGAUAAACGGUGCUCCGUCGAUCGUUGGGUGAUUCAAACGCAGGAUCUAACGAUUAGUGUGCGAACGUAACAAGAGGAGGGGCCAGUGCCAAAGAACACGCACGGCCAAGCUUAACACGCGACAAGGGCAGAAGGCGGGCUUGAUAAGGCGAUAACGCGGCUGCCGGGAUGCGGCACGAGGAGCCGCUAAGCUGCAGCUAACACGUGGCGACUCCGCACGCACUCCGCGAUCGCUAGAAAAGCGUAUCUCAUCGUGAGAGGCUGGGACCUCCAGGAUGCCAGGGGUGUGGAGGUUGCUACGUAUGCUGAUCUAUAUGGUGGUUGGCUUGAAGAGCGUUGGUAGCAAUAGCGACAUUUGGCCGCUAGAAAGGCCAGAGGGAAUGCCAGCCAUACAAUCUCUCGAAGUGAUGUGUGGAAAGGAUCACAUGGAUGUACAUCUCUCGUUCUCACAACCCUUCGAGGGCAUCGUCUCGUCCAAAGGCCAACACGCCGAUCCGCGAUGCGUCUACGUUCCACCGUCCACUGGCCAGACUUUCUUCUCCUUUCGGAUAGCCUACGCGAGAUGCGGUACCAAGCCGGAUAUGCAUGGACAGUUCUAUGAGAACACUGUUGUCGUUCAGUACGACAAAGAUUUGCUCGAAGUCUGGGACGAGGCCAAACGAUUGCGAUGCGAAUGGUUCAACGAUUACGAAAAGACUGCCUCGAAACCGCCAAUGGUUAUCGCAGAUCUCGACGUAAUACAGUUAGACUUCAGAGGCGACAACGUGGAUUGUUGGAUGGAAAUUCAACAUGGCAAGGGACCAUGGGCACCUCCGGUUUCCGGAAUAGUACCGCUCGGCUCUACUCUCACCCUAGUCGUCGCUAUAAACGAUUAUCGAGGAGAAUUCGACAUGCGCGUCAAGUCGUGCGUGGCCUCGGACGGCGGUGGACACACGAUACAGCUGAGCGACGAGUUCGGAUGCGUGCUGAGGCCGAAGAUGAUCAGCCGAUUCUUGAAAGCACGGGGUUCCGACGAUCGGGCGACGGUCAUCACUUACGCCUUCUUCCACGCGUUCAAGUUCCCGGACGCGUUGAGCGUGCACAUCAAGUGCAAGGUUGAGAUCUGUCGUCACGGCUGUUUGGAUCACUGUCAGCUCAGUGGAUCCGUUGGCCACUACAUUCAAGAGCGCAAGGAUCAGAUACGACCGCAAUACCCGCAAACCACGGUACCGCCCACCGUUCACAACGACGAGGACAACAGUGCCGACAAGAGUAACGAAAACGUAGGUGGUGGAACCGAGCAAGGUGAUGGCUCCCUUUACGACGACAUUAUUCAAGAUGGUGAUGAGAUGACCUCGAUAGGAGGUCAUUUCUUGGGGGUCGAGAAAUCAGUUCCGAAAGCACAGGCGCAGACAAGCAACCGGUUACCGGCGCCGGUAGUCGAGACACCAAACGAGGAGGUUCAUUUGGACGACGCUGAUCUUUCAAGACCAUUCAUAGAUCCUCCACGGAUGACACGAUACGAGAGUGAUCAAGACCAAUUCCCGCACGGGCCUCGGAAUCUCGAGGGUGACAGCAGCGCGAUACCCGUGAUACCUCUCUCGUCUGCGAAUGGCAGACGAAAGAGAUCGGUCGUGGUAUCCGAUAGGAAAAUCCGUAGCGCCGAUGUCGGCGUCAGUGGUUUGUACGAGGUGAUCUCCGAAGCCGAUCUAGCCUUUAGCCCGGACACACAUGCAGAAGCAGUAACGGUCUUUCAAGGUAGAAUACGCGAGGAAGUAGUUUACGGUAUCUGCCUGCCGAUGCCCGGUUUCAGCGCGCUGUUUAUCGUCGUGGCGCUUUCUGCAGUCAUUUCCGCGCUUGUCGCCGGCGCGAUGUUGCAUCGAUUGCAAGCGCAACGCGAGGCAGUCGACAGCAGAAAGAACAAUAGAGCGGUUCACUCGACGAACGGUUGGCUACCUUACGGAUUGCUGCGCGUACGCUGUACGACGAGACCAACUCAUCUGGAACAAAUUCAACAAAAACAAACGAAUCCAGUCGCCGCGAGUCCUUCGGUCGAGAGAGGUUGACGAUUUGUGACUUUUGUGUCGCUAGUGGACGCGACCGUGUACGCUCCACGAAAGACAAUGUACAAUAAUACACUGUACAAAGUAUUUUAAGUGCGUCAAAUCACGUGCGACAGGUUCUUUUUGCGAAUGAUUUCGAGACGAUCGUAUUUCCUUCGAGGGAGGAUUCUGUGACGGAAAUUUUUUCAUAGAUUUCCAUGAGAACGAUAUUCUCCUUUUUCUUUUCUCACGAACUCGUAAACGAAAGCAUUGCUAGAUGAUUAUUGUCGAGAGGCAGUUAUUGGUAUUGGGUAAGUAAAGAGCAUAAUCACGCAGGAUAAUAUUUGAUCUAGAACGAAUGUAUACAAUUCGCAAGGGAGAUUUCCAUCAAGAGGACAAUGUGACAGCUAUUCGCUGUGAAUAUUGUAGAAAUGAUAUUUCAUUUUAAAUAUUGCGAAUGAUAUUAGUGGAAAUGUUUUGUUUUUUUUAUUCGAUGUUUCAUUAAUCGGGUGAAAGACGAUAGGGAAAAUGCUUUCGCCGCGUAGUUUAUUCCUUAGGUAAUUCGUUAAUGAAAAGGUGCGUAUUAGUAUUUUCUAUGAGUCUGUAGAGUACGAACUAAUGCAAUUAAAAUGAUUUAUUGUUCUAUCGUAAGUCGUAAUAUGCCUUGUAGCAUUGCGCGUCUGUUAUCUAUUUAAUGAUGAAUUCACUAGAGGUGCUGAUAACAAUAUUUGUUAAUUAUAAUAGAAAUCGAACGGUGUUCGAUAUAAUAAAAAUUAGUAUGCUACAACAGUGUAGGAAUGACUAUUGAAUAUAUACAAUUUUGUAAACUAUACGUAGUCUUUAUAUUUUUAUUUAAAAUAUUUCUCUUAGAAAUUUACAUUUUGAUAUUUAUUAUUGACAAAUAAUAAUAAAUAUUGUACAUAAAAGGAAAAUAUUUUUUAUAAAAAUUUAAUGUUAAUCUGCCUUUGAAUAAUUUAUAUACAUUCAUAUACUACGAUUAAUAAUGAUGUUAUAUAAAUUUUAUAUAUAUAUAUUUUUUCAGAAAGAGAUUAUUUUCUAUUUGUAUCUUUAUAUAAAAUAACAUUUGAAUUACAUUUGUAUAAAAUAUAGAAGUAAAUUGUUUUAUAUUAGUAUUUGGCAAAUAAGAAUUCUACUUGUUAGAUAUAUGUAUUCUCUCCCUUCUCAUGGUCCCUUUUUUAUACACGAACCUUUGCUCAUUGUCGAUAAUGUAGGUAUGUCAGAGUUUUCGAUACCUCGUAUCAUUUGAUUUAAUUACACUGCACUUAUUAAAUAUUAAAGUAAUAGAUAUUGAAAUAAUCGUAGCAUCAGAGAAAAUGUAGAUGUCUGAUUCCGGGCGUUUUCGAAACGAUGCAUCAAUAUCAUUAGGAGAAAGUUAUGACGUUGCCUUGCACAUAAUAUAAAAUCAAUAUAGAAUAAACCGAAUUACAUAAACUAAUAAAACCUAACAAUUAUCUGGUUUCUCGAAUAAUCGUUAGUUUCAAACAUUGCACGCAAGAUUCGAUUGCAUAUUGAAUGAAAUGCGUUGGAUUAUCAAAACUCUUGGGAAAUUUGAAAAUGACAGCACCUCUAGAGUUAGCCCUAAAGAGGCUGAGAAUAACAGCUAACUGAGAAUAGAAGCGAUAUCGUAAAUAUUUUCAGAAAAAUUGAAAGAUGCUACUACUAAGCUUAAAUUUUCAUCUCUUUUUAAAUAUUUAUAUUAUUACGUUAGAUUAAUACGAAAAAUCGACAUAGUUUAAUGGAUGCCUCGAUAUGUUUAACCUUUCGUUGACAUUUUUAAUAAACCACAUAUUAGACGUUAAAAGAAUCGAUUUAAUUUUAGAUUGAGAAAUAUAUAUAUAUAUUUUUUCAAUCCUUCUUUUGUUAGUGUCAACUGAAGGUUGAAAAUUCAAUGAAAAUCGAUUGCCUUCUCAGGUUUUUUAAAUAGGUGACUACAUAGUAGGCGAGAUUAUUUAAAAAUCUUUGAAACGCAACGCGCAUUUAGAAUGUCCAGGAAGACAUUUAAUACCAUGAACAAGAUUUUGUUACUGAACUUGAAAUACCAAGUAUAUAUACGUAAUUAUAUAUAUAAAUAAGAAGCGUAUAUUUGGAAUGUUCUAUCGUAAAAAGGGCUUUCCGCUUUAAAAGUAAUUGUGCAAAUACGAAAGCAGAAGGGGAAAGCUUUCUGUACAGGAAAGCAAGAUUUCCUCGUAAUCCCUUCUAUACGUCCUUUUACGUAUUACAUUUUCACUUCUGUCUUUGUAAUAAAAAAAUGAAAAUACUUGUCUCUUUCCUCUUCCUCUAAGAACAGAUUAAUCAAUGAUGCGGUGUUUGGAUAAUUACAUUUUAUAUACUUAUUCGUCCAAACGUUUUGCAAAUCGCCAGAAUAAUUGUGUUAUGCUAGAUUAUUUUAAGUAUAUGUAUACACGUGUAAAAAAAAAAAAAGAAAGAACAUUCUCGUAUUCUUGGAGAAUACAAAAAUUGUUAAAGGAAGUAUCAACAACCACCAAUUACGUGUGCAACUAUAUGCGAUGCUGGACAACUACCACAAUACUUCGAGCGAAAGGAACAAAGAAUUAAGUCGAUUGUUAAUCGAUAGGUUGUGUUUUUAUUUAAUAUAAAUCAAUGAUAAUGCCAAUAAAUGUAUUUACAGGA